Fusarium poae is the source of this 228-nucleotide messenger RNA. RefSeq lists its product as uncharacterized. The record is from RefSeq and is a predicted model, not a curated record. The transcript has a single exon. Lineage: Eukaryota; Fungi; Ascomycota; Sordariomycetes; Hypocreales; Nectriaceae. Bases 1 to 228 code for a protein of 75 amino acids.
AUGUAUAUCUUUCCCCCUAACCCUGAUACACAUCCCUCCCCUAACCAUGAUACACAUCCCUCCCCUAACCAUGAUACACAUCCCUCCCCUAACCAUGAAACACAUCCCUCCCCUAACCAUGACACUCAUCCCUCCCCUAACCAUGACACUCAUCUUUACAAAUACUCAUCCUACCGCUAUAAUCUCAUCCUCGCCGCCCACCUCUUCUCUAUCCUUGUAACCGCUUGA